Messenger RNA from Achroia grisella, 825 nucleotides. RefSeq names its product large ribosomal subunit protein eL13 (gene RpL13). Gene Ontology annotation, cellular component: ribosome; cytosolic large ribosomal subunit. NCBI's taxonomy places the organism in Eukaryota, Metazoa, Arthropoda, Insecta, Lepidoptera, Pyralidae. The coding region runs from base 118 to 783 and encodes 221 amino acids. Gene Ontology annotation, biological process: translation. Gene Ontology annotation, molecular function: structural constituent of ribosome; RNA binding. The transcript is spliced from 5 exons. The record is from RefSeq and is a predicted model, not a curated record.
UUUUGUGGCAACACUGGUUCCUUUUUCUUUCCAAAGCCGUAAAACAUAAUAAAUAAUAAAAAAAAUAUCUUUCUGUCUUUUUCGUUUUUGUCCCGGUGAGUUUGUGAUUUUACAAACAUGGGGAAGGGAAAUAAUAUGAUACCUAAUGGUCAUUUCCACAAGGAUUGGCAAAGAUUCGUAAAAACGUGGUUUAACCAGCCUGCCCGCCGACACCGUAGAAAACAGAAUCGUAUCAAGAAAGCUAAGGCUGUUGCUCCUCGUCCUGCCGCUGGACCACUUCGGCCAGUCGUUCGUUGCCCUACUGUACGGUAUCAUACGAAAGUUCGUGCUGGACGUGGAUUUACUCUCCGAGAAAUAAGGGCAGCCGGGCUUAGUGCUGCAUUUGCUAGAACUAUUGGCAUUGCUGUGGAUCCACGCAGACGCAAUAAGUCUGUAGAGUCUUUACAAACAAAUGUUCAGCGGUUGAAAGAGUAUCGCGCACGUCUCAUUCUCUUCCCCAAGGGCAAAAAGGUAUUGAAGGGUGAAGCAAAUGAGGAGGAACGCAAAUUGGCUACACAACUUCGUGGUCCAUUGAUGCCUGUACAGCAGGCUGCUCCUAAAUCCAUUGCACGUGCUAUAACUGAUGAAGAAAAAGAUUUCAAAGCUUACCAAUACCUUAGAGGGGCUCGCUCAAUUGCAAAACUUGUUGGUAUCCGAGCCAAGAGAUUGAAGGAUGCUGCAGAAAAUCCGGACGAUGUCACUAAGGCUCCUACUGCUGUAAAAGAGGCAAAACCUAAAAAGUGAUUGUAAUAAACUAAUGUAAACAGUAAAACUAGUUUAUUUUUG